GAAGAGGCCCCGGGGCGCACGGCUCCGCCGCGCCAGCGCCCGCCUCCCCAGCGUGGCUCCGGGGCUGCGGUCCCGCCUUGCAGGGCAGCCCUCCACGCGGGCUCGGGGAUCGUCCGCAGGCGUCCACGCCUCCGUCUCGCAGCGCCGGGCCGGCUCAAGCGUCCUCGUCCCGGAAGCUCCGCCGUCUCGUCUCGCGAGGCUCCGCCGCCCGCCCAGGCCUCGGCCGUCCCACCGCGGCGUCCGCCCCUGGCGCAACGCGGAGGUCCGGUGGCGCGACGGCCGGAGGCGCGGCCCUGCGCUCCCGCUCGGCCUCCGCCCGCGCCGCCCGUCCGCCGGCCUGCGCUGUCCGGGGGAGCGAGAUGUUCACUCUGCCUCAGAAGGAAUCCAAGGCGCCUACCACCUGUCCAGGCCCAGCCUCCACACAGGACCUGGACAGUAACCGUGGGGAUGGUCUGGAAAGAGAAUGCUCUAGAAAACCAGACUGGAAGCUGCCAGAGUUCUGUGGAGUGGGCGAUCCUACCGCCACAGCGUCCUCUGACAGCUCCCACCUGUCCUCUAGAGGAAGCAUCAUUAAAUGGUUCUGGGACUCAGCUGAGGAGGGCUACCGGACCUACCACAUGGACGAGUACGAUGAGGAUAAGAACCCCAGUGGCAUCAUUAACAUGGGCACCAGCGAGAACAAACUCUGCUUUGACCUGCUGUCCAGGCGGCUGAGUCAGAGCGACAUGCUGCGGGUGGAGCCAUCUCUGCUGCAGUACCCUGACUGGAGGGGACAUCUGUUCCUCCGGGAGGAAGUGGCCAGAUUCCUCUCUUUCUACUGCAAGAGCCCUGCACCCCUGAAACCAGAGAAUGUGGUGGUUCUGAACGGCUGUGCCUCUCUCUUCUCUGCUCUGGCCACAGUGCUGUGUGAGGUGGGGGAGGCGUUCCUGAUCCCUGCCCCUUACUAUGGAGCCAUCACACAGCACGUCUAUCUCUAUGGCGGCGUCCGACUGGUCUGUGUCUAUCUGGACAGUGAGGUCACUGGGCUGGACACACGCCCCUUCCAGCUCACAGUGGAGAAGCUGGAGAUGGCCCUGCAAAGAGCUAAUUUUGAGGGUGUGAAGGUCAAAGGCCUCAUCCUCAUCAACCCCCAGAACCCUCUGGGUGACAUCUACUCCCCAGGAGAGCUGCGGGACUACUUGGAAUUUGCCAAGAGGCACAAGCUGCACGUGAUGGUGGAUGAGGUCUACAUGCUGUCCGUGUUUGAGAAGUCGGCGGGGUACCACAGCGUCCUAAGCCUGGAAGGGUUGCCUGACCCCCAGAGGACCCAUGUAAUGUGGGCGACCAGCAAGGACUUCGGGAUGUCUGGGCUCCGCUUCGGCACGCUGUACACAGAGAACCGGGACGUGGCCACUGCGGUGGCUUCCCUCUGCCGCUAUCACGGCCUCAGUGGCUUGGUCCAGUACCAGAUGGCACAGCUGCUCCGGGACCGUGACUGGAUCAACCAGGUGUACCUACCUGAGAACCAUGCCCGGCUCAAGGCUGCCCACACCUAUGUCGCAGGAGAGCUCCGGGCCCUGGGGAUCCCCUUCCUUGGCCGUGGGGCAGGCUUCUUCAUCUGGGUUGACCUGAGGAAGUACCUGCCGGAGGCCACCUUUAAGGAGGAAAUGCUGCUUUGGCGCCGCUUUUUGGACAACAAGGUACUGCUGUCCUGCGGCAAAGCCUUCCAGUGUAAAGAGCCUGGCUGGUUCCGCUUGGUCUUCUCGGACCAGGCCCACCGGCUUUGCCUGGGGAUGCAGAGGGUCCGGCAGGUGCUGGAGGGCAAAUCCCAGGUGCCAGAUGACCCCGCUUCCUGUCAGAGCCAGGAGUCAGGGAACCAGCGCAGGUGAGCUGGUCGUUGCCUGGUGACCGCAGGACCUGGCAGCCGCCACCAGUCUGACCCAUUUGGGGCUGUGAAGACUGGCGGGGGCGAGCCGUUUGCCAGGAGGGUACCUGACUUGGCCUUGGCCCUGAAGAAGAACCAUUGCUUGCCUCUCUCAGUGGUGGUGAGACUCCUCCAGCGGUGCUUUGACUCGGCCCCACCCCCUCUAUUAAACAAGACUGGGAGAAACUGGAAGCCUCGGUUGUAAUUUGCUGAAUGGAGGAGUUGCGACUGCUGCUAACCACAACCCUUAGGACCCACCCCUCCCAGGAUGUGAGAACAAAACAACGCGUACCUUCUUUCUUCCUUCUUCUUUGUUGCCAGGGAAACAAGUUAGAGGAGCAACACAUAUGAGAGAGAAUAUGCCCCCGAAAUAAACAAGAAUGAUAAUCCCCGAA
This is a messenger RNA of Prionailurus viverrinus (fishing cat), 2298 nucleotides long. RefSeq names its product 1-aminocyclopropane-1-carboxylate synthase homolog (inactive) (gene ACCS). Bases 360 to 1868 code for a protein of 502 amino acids. NCBI's taxonomy places the organism in Eukaryota, Metazoa, Chordata, Mammalia, Carnivora, Felidae. The record is from RefSeq and is a predicted model, not a curated record. Gene Ontology annotation, molecular function: transaminase activity; pyridoxal phosphate binding. The transcript is spliced from 15 exons. Gene Ontology annotation, biological process: biosynthetic process; amino acid metabolic process.